Molecule: messenger RNA, 1957 nt
Organism: Abrus precatorius (Indian licorice)
Lineage: Eukaryota; Viridiplantae; Streptophyta; Magnoliopsida; Fabales; Fabaceae
Product: serine/threonine-protein kinase STY13-like
Exons: 7
Coding region: 507-1679 (390 amino acids)
Biological process (GO): protein phosphorylation
Cellular component (GO): plasma membrane
Molecular function (GO): ATP binding; protein kinase activity
Source: RefSeq, a predicted model, not a curated record
AAAGAGUCUUUCUGUAAUCUCUCUCCUCCACCCCAUUUAAGGGAACACGCGCGCUUCUUUCUGCAAUCUUUACCGCUGGUUUUGUUUUGUUUUGUUUUUUUCUGCCUUUGCCCCUUCAAAAUCGCUUCUUUACCAAAUUUACGUUUCAUUUGAGGGAUGCAUUGUUGGGAUCCUAUUCCUGUUGGCAUCUCAGAGUUGCUGAUGACCACCUCGGCAAUGCUUACCUUCUGCUUUUCUCUUAUUACAAAAUCCAACAAACCCUUUUCUUUCUUAGCUUAGAAUACCUCGAAAGGUAUCCAUUCAUUCACUCUUCACGCACCUACUUUUUUUUUUUUUGGGAAAAAAAAAGUCAAAUUUUUCGGCUAUGGCUUCUCUUCCUUAUUUUGCUAAUUCUUGAUCUGUUUUUGCUUGUGUGUCUUUCUCGUUCGCUUGAUGCUUCUUCUGCCCGUUUUGUGGUUGCUGCUUUCAAGGGUUGUCCAAAUUCGUCUUGGAAUUUGAAGUUGUGAAUGUUGAAGAUGGGUUCUGAAGGCGAGGGUGUUAGGACACCAAAGAUGGAAUUGGAAGCAGAAGGAACUUUAAAUUCAAAGAUGAAGGGUGUUGGAAACCAGAGCAGUAAAGACAUGAUUUUCAGAGCUGACAGAAUUGAUCUUAAGAGUUUGGACGCCCAGCUAGAAAAGCACUUGAGCAGGGUUUGGUCGAGAAGCCUUGAUACAAAAAGGCCUACAGAAGAGUGGGAGAUUGAUCUGGCCAAAUUGGAUUUACGGUAUGUUGUGGCUCAUGGGGCCUAUGGUACUGUAUACAGGGGUACAUAUGAUAACCUAGACGUUGCAGUGAAAGUGUUGGACUGGGGUGAGGAUGGUGUAGCCACUGCUGCUGAAACUGCUGCUUUACGGGCAUCUUUUAGGCAGGAGGUUGCUGUCUGGCACAAACUUGAGCAUCCAAAUGUGACAAAAUUUAUUGGAGCUUCAAUGGGUGUUUCAAGUCUUAAGAUUCCCUCGAAAAACUCUUCGAGUGGGACUGAAGAGACCCUUCCUUCUAGAGCAUGUUGUGUUCUUGUUGAGUUUCUCUCUGGUGGGACACUAAAGCAAUACUUGAUCAGAAAUAGGCGGAAGAAACUUGCUUAUAAGAUUGUGAUUCAGCUGGCUUUGGACCUCUCUAGGGGUCUUAGUUAUCUGCAUUCGAAGAAGAUUGUUCAUCGCGAUGUGAAAUCAGAGAAUAUGUUACUAGAUGCCAACCGGAAUCUAAAAAUAGCUGAUUUUGGAGUUGCUCGGGUUGAAGCUAUGAAUCCAAGUGACAUGACGGGUGAAACUGGAACCCUUGGAUACAUGGCCCCUGAGGUUCUGGAUGGGAAGCCUUACAACAGGAGGUGUGAUGUCUAUAGCUUUGGCAUUUGCUUGUGGGAAAUUUAUUGCUGUGAUAUGCCUUAUCCAGAUCUAAGCUUUGCUGAUGUAUCAUCUGCAGUUGUUCGCCAGAAUUUGCGACCAGAAAUUCCGAGGUGCUGUCCAAGCGCCUUGGCAAAUAUCAUGCGCAAAUGUUGGGAUGCAAAUCCAAACAAGCGUCCAGAAAUGGAGGAGGUGGUGAGAAUGCUGGAGGCACUUGAUACAAGCAAAGGUGGUGGAAUGAUACCUGAAGAUCAGGCUUCGGGUUGCUUUUGUUUUGCACCAACCCGUGGUCCCUAAUUCUUGAUCUUCAUGUUCUGUGUUGAAGAGAUGAGAUGAAGAAGCACUGCAACUGGCAAUUGAUAUUUUAUGGUUUUGCCAGUUUACAGCUGAACAUCCUUUUCUGAUGGCGAGGAUGGUUGUGAAAAGAAAGGAAGGGAAUUGCAUUUUUUUUUUAAAUUUUUGGCUAAAGGAGCUAAUCUUUUGCUUCUUACAUAAGAUAUUGUAUUUAGUACUGAGAACUGGUUCCAUUUGUGCAUGAAAAUGGGUUAUAAUGUCUAAUCAAAAUUUCCCCUUCU